UGAAUCAUGGUCUAAUAAAGCGGUUCACCUUAAACUACCGCUCCUUAGCAUUGUGUUGGUGCCACUGUCCUUAUUCCUGAACCACUUUAUCUCAUUCAUUCUCCCAACACUUCGAAGCCAUGGCUAUUUUGUUGUCUACAAUUCUACUUCCUUCCACUAACCUCACUUCCAAACUACCCAUCUUCAACAACACUCCCCAUUAUCAUGCUCUCCGCCAUUUCUCAGAUACUACUAAAUCCUUUCACAAAGGUUCCUCCUUUAUUACUUUUGCGGUGACCGGUAAUCAUGCUAUUAGAAAAACCACUCAUAGAAGAGACAGUAGAAACCCGCUUCUGAGUGAAGGGAGAGAUGAAGAUGAAGCUCUUGGACCCAUUUGUCCUGGUUGUGGAAUUUUUAUGCAAGAUAAAGAUCAAAAUCUUCCUGGUUAUUACCAACAAAGAGAGGUUAAAGAUGAAGUUUUUACAGAAGAGGAUUAUGGGGUUGAUGAGGAUGAUGAAGAAGAUGAAGAUGAAGAAAAUGAUGAUGUUGAAGAAGCUAAAGGGUCAAUUGAUGAGUUUGAUUUGGAUUCUGAUGAGUUAGAAGCUAUGUUACUUGGUGAAAAAAAGGAUGAUAAGGUUGAUUUGAAUGGGUUUACACUUGCAGGGGUUGGGUAUGGUAAUGUUACCCAAGAGAUUUUGGAGAGGGCGAAGAAGAAGAAGGUUUCGAAGGCUGAGAAGAAGAGAAUGGCGAGGGAAGCUGAGAAAUUGAAAGAAGAGGUUACUGUUUGUGCUAGGUGUCAUUCCUUGAGAAACUAUGGGCGGGUGAAGAAUGACACAGCUGAGAAUUUGAUACCUGAUUUUGAUUUUGAUAGGUUGAUUUCUACUAGGUUAAUGAAUCCUUCUGGUAGUGGUAGUGCUACUGUUGUUGUCAUGGUUGUGGAUUGUGUUGAUUUUGACGGUUCGUUCCCGAGAACAGCUGUGAAGUCGUUGUUUAAGGCGUUGGAGGGAAUGAAGGAGAAUUCGAAGAAGGGUAAGAAACUUCCGAAGCUUGUUCUUGUGGCUACAAAGGUUGAUCUCCUUCCGUCUCAGGUUUCUCCUACGAGGUUGGAUAGAUGGGUUCGACAUCGUGCAAGUGCGGGAGGAGCGCCUAAGUUAAGCGCGGUUUAUUUGGUCAGUUCUCGGAAGGAUUUAGGUGUGAGGAAUGUGUUGUCUUUUGUAAAGACUUUGGCUGGUCCUCGCGGGAAUGUUUGGGUGAUUGGGGCUCAAAAUGCUGGGAAGUCUACUCUAAUCAACGCGCUUGCGAAGAAAGAAGGAGCUAAAGUUACAAAGCUCACGGAAGCUCCGGUUCCUGGGACAACACUUGGGAUUUUGAGGAUUGGAGGGAUUUUGUCGGCCAAGGCUAAGAUGUUUGAUACUCCGGGGCUAUUGCAUCCGUAUUUAUUGUCAAUGAGAUUGAAUCGGGAGGAACAAAAGAUGCUUGAGAUACGGAAGGAACUUCGACCACGGUCCUAUAGAAUUAAGGCAAGACAAGCUAUACAUGUUGGUGGGUUGGCAAGACUUGACCUCAUUGAAGCCACUGUCAAAACACUAUAUGUCACAGUUUGGGCAUCACCAAACGUUUCUUUACACAUGGGCAAAACUGAAAAUGCUAAUGAGAUUUGGAAUAAUCACGUUGGCAUCAGGCUGCAGCCUCCCAUUGGUAAUGAGCGCGGAGCUGAACUAGGUACAUGGAAAGAAAGAGAAAUAAAAGUAUCUGGAUCCAGUUGGGAUGUGAACUGCAUUGACAUAGCAAUAUCCGGCUUAGGUUGGUUCUCUGUAGGUAUCCAAGGUGAAGCAACCAUGAAGUUAUGGACCUACGAUGGAAUUGAAAUAACUUUAAGAGAACCAUUGGUACUUGACCGGGCCCUGUCCCCUGAAAAACCAGGUUUUUGGUUACCAAAAGCUCUAUCCGAAGCUAUUGGCAACCAAACUAAACUUGAAGCUCAAAGAAGGAAAAAACUUGAAGACGAAGAUGAGGCAAGGACAGAGAUAUUUGCAUGAAAAUGAAUUGAAUUGGUUGUUUUCCUAUAGCUUUCAUUGAGAAGGAUGGUAGAAGCUGUAACUGAACUGUGACUUGUUGUAGAGGCAAUAAAUUGUCUGCAAUUGGAGGGUUUUGUGUCCAUUUUUUUCCACCAAGUUGGUAUGAAUGUGAUUGACCCCACCAACGUAUUCAAAGAGAAUAGAGAAUGAAUACAGUCAUUGCUGUUUCGAUGUCACAGUCUGUGAUUGUAUGUAGUUUUAAGAUGAGUUGUAAGACUAGUUUUGUCUUUCAUGUACAGUUAUAGUGGUAAAGUAACGCCUAGACUUUAGGAUGCAGUGUAUUUUACUCACUCUAGUUCGUUUUAAUCUUAGGCUUUUUAUGAAUUUUUUUUGAGGUCCCAUUUUGCA
This is a messenger RNA of Lathyrus oleraceus (garden pea), 2405 nucleotides long. RefSeq names its product GTP-binding protein BRASSINAZOLE INSENSITIVE PALE GREEN 2, chloroplastic. Gene Ontology annotation, biological process: brassinosteroid mediated signaling pathway; chloroplast rRNA processing. The transcript is spliced from 4 exons. The record is from RefSeq and is a predicted model, not a curated record. Bases 120 to 2018 code for a protein of 632 amino acids. Gene Ontology annotation, cellular component: mitochondrion; chloroplast stroma. Lineage: Eukaryota; Viridiplantae; Streptophyta; Magnoliopsida; Fabales; Fabaceae. Gene Ontology annotation, molecular function: GTP binding.